AUGGCUGGCGGCUCCGAAAAUCUCGCUGGAUCGUCCAGUGCUGCUAGCUCAUUGUCCUCAUUGACAGACAUUGGCGAUGAAGGAUCACGACCGGUAUGGGGUCGACUCCAGAACUCAGAUCCAACGGACGAGAGUCCAUGGGCACGUAAGAUCAUUUUGUCGUUGGAUAGGGGUGGUGUACGGGGUUAUGCAUCCCUCCUGAUCCUCGAGGCAUUAAUGCAAGAAGUGCGCAACAUUGAGCGGGAAAUUUCGGCAAAGAAUGCAAACAAGAAAGAGGUGGAGCUCAACAAGAAGCUAGACAAAGGCAAGCACGCUACUGCCAAUGGCAUACCGGGUAUAUCUGCCAAGAACCCCGUGCUUGCGAUGGUGGAGAAAGAAAAGUCAUUGGGCAAGAGCAGUAUGGCUUACUGCUGGCAUACCAACUCUGGCGACGGGCCUGAGAUCCACGAAUACUUUUGGCCACACCACUACAUCGACUAUUUUGUGGGGACGAGCACCGGCGGAUAA
Messenger RNA from Fulvia fulva, 507 nucleotides. RefSeq lists its product as uncharacterized. NCBI's taxonomy places the organism in Eukaryota, Fungi, Ascomycota, Dothideomycetes, Mycosphaerellales, Mycosphaerellaceae. Bases 1 to 507 code for a protein of 168 amino acids. The record is from RefSeq and is a predicted model, not a curated record. The transcript is spliced from 2 exons.